Messenger RNA from Nestor notabilis (Kea), 484 nucleotides. RefSeq names its product paired box protein Pax-5-like. The annotation marks the transcript as partial. The record is from RefSeq and is a predicted model, not a curated record. The transcript is spliced from 4 exons. Gene Ontology annotation, molecular function: DNA-binding transcription factor activity, RNA polymerase II-specific; RNA polymerase II cis-regulatory region sequence-specific DNA binding. Gene Ontology annotation, biological process: regulation of transcription by RNA polymerase II; anatomical structure development. NCBI's taxonomy places the organism in Eukaryota, Metazoa, Chordata, Aves, Psittaciformes, Psittacidae.
AUGGAUCUGCUGGAGCUGACCCAAGUUGACUGUGACUGCAGCACAGGUGGUGUGCUUGAUUCUUCUGUGUCCUCUGGUAUUCAGGAAUCUCCAGUACCAAAUGGCCAUUCUCUCCCAGGCAGAGAUUUUCUUCGGAAACAGAUGCGAGGAGACCUUUUCACCCAGCAGCAGCUAGAAGUCUUGGAUCGAGUCUUCGAGAGGCAACAUUAUUCUGACAUUUUCACAACAACUGAGCCCAUCAAACCAGAGCAGGCAACUGAAUAUUCAGCCAUGGCAUCGUUAGCUGGUGGAUUAGAUGACAUGAAGGCCAGUAUAACCAGCCCUACUUCUGCAGAUCUGGGAGCAAAUGUUCCUGGGCCUCAGUCAUACCCUAUUGUCACAGGUCGUGAGCUGGCAAGCACAACGCUCCCAGGAUACCCUCCACAUGUCCCUCCUGCCGGACAGGGCAGCUACUCUGCUCCAGCACUGACAGGAAUGGUGCCUG